AUGCUUUCGAUGUAGCGAUUAUAUAGCAUACAUAAGGAAAUAGUUUUCUAUAUAUUUCAUAGAAUGAAUGCAUUUUCACUUAUUAGGAACUGGUUUACAGUACUUUAUUUAUUGUGCCUAAAGCAGUUACUGGGUGAGUAAGUUGUUGCUGCAUUAACAAUAAGGAUCAAGCAUUAAGCUCUGCGUUCACAAGUAUCUUAAAUUUACAUAUGGACAUAUUGGGUUAAAUUACUUCUCAAACAAAUACAUUCAACGCAUAACAUAUCAUAAAAUAUAAGCUUUUUAAGAGCCAUCAAGUUGGAAUAGCAGCAAUAUAUGUUCAAGCCUUUCAUGUACCAUGUAAGGAAAGAGGGAACAAUUUCCCAAAGUACGUUAGCAGCAUUUAUGAUGAAUUCCAUAUGCAACUCAAAUGCGAAUAAGUACAAUGUAAAGAAAUUUCUUACGGCACAUGAAAGAUAACAGAAAUACUCAGCAUAACAUGAGGUUUCUUAAAAAGGAUCAAAGUUAAAAUUUGGCAGAAUCAGAGUAUUGGGAAGUUAUCCUAGAAAUUUGGAGGGACUAUAUUGA
Molecule: messenger RNA, 567 nt
Organism: Paramecium tetraurelia
Lineage: Eukaryota; Ciliophora; Oligohymenophorea; Peniculida; Parameciidae
Exons: 4
Source: RefSeq, a predicted model, not a curated record